Molecule: messenger RNA, 1020 nt
Organism: Indicator indicator
Lineage: Eukaryota; Metazoa; Chordata; Aves; Piciformes; Indicatoridae
Product: microtubule cross-linking factor 1-like
Exons: 1
Coding region: 1-1020 (339 amino acids)
Source: RefSeq, a predicted model, not a curated record
AUGGAGGCUCUGAACGGACCUGGACACAACCCCGGUCCCGGUCCGGGACCCGGCGAUGCUCUGCGACAUCCUUCUUCUCCUUCACCCGGCCACCACCACCCGCACGCCGAGAAGAAGCGGCUGCACCGCGCCCCUUCGCCCGCCAGACCCUUCCUCAAGGACCUCCACACCCGCUCCGCCGCCGCCACCGCCGCCAAACCGCCACCCGCACCCCCCAAAUCCCCCGGCCUCUCCAGCCGGCCUCCUCCGUCACCGCAUCCGGGAGCCCACCCGCCGACCGCGGGGCUCCUGGUAGCACCGGGCCGCCUCUCCCGCCGCCCCACCGCCCCGGGGGGCAAGGCCGCCGCCGCCGCUGGCACCGUCGUGGGCAGGGCGGGUGCCAAGGCCUCCCCCUGCGCUAAGCGGGCGGCCCGCGGUCCGGAGCUGGGCCCCAGUGGUCGCGGUGGGGGAAGGCAGCCCGGUAGCGAAGGGGCUCCGCCGCCCGGUAAGGGUAAGAAGGGGAAGCGGGUCUCGGCGGCGGCAGCGGGCAGCGGCCAUGCGGCGGCGGCUCUGGCCCGCGUGGGCCACACGGACAGCAGCUCCGACCUGUCUGACUGCCCCUCCGAGCCGCUUUCCGACGAGCAGCGCCUGGCCCCGGCAGCCAGCAGCGACGCCGAGUCCGCUACCGGCUCCAGCGACCGCGAACGGGAGGCGUCUGCCGCACAACCCGCCUCUGAGCCAACACGCACCGGCACCGGGCGUGGGGCUGCGCCGGUUCCCGGCCCCCGCGGGGAUCCACUGCCCGUGGCCCCGGGUUGGGGGAGAGCAUCGAGCCGCGGGGAACCGGCACCGGCGGCAGCCCCGGAGGAACUGCAGCGGGAGGUGGAGGAGCUGCGCUCGGAGAAUGAGUACCUCAAGGUGAGCAUCACCAGCGAAGAGCAGCCUUGGCCCGGGGAAGGAAAGGGGGGAUGCAGCGGGAGCAGCACAGUCCCCUCCUACCCCCCUAGGGUCCGUGCUGAGGGUGGGACAGUCCCGGGAUAA